This is a messenger RNA of Rangifer tarandus platyrhynchus (Svalbard reindeer), 300 nucleotides long. The record is from the annotation of a GenBank genome assembly. NCBI's taxonomy places the organism in Eukaryota, Metazoa, Chordata, Mammalia, Artiodactyla, Cervidae.
AUGGUCCAGAUUAGUCAACUGUUGUUAACUGACAAUUUCAGUGGGAAACAGUGCAGGCCCCCUGUUUCUCAGUUAGGGGUCUGUGAGUUGGCUGGGGUUGAGCUGGGCUUGGCUGAUCUUGGUUCCAGGUUGCUUUUUCUCUCAGGACUCAUGGGCUACCACAUCAUGCUUCUCUCAUGGUCAUGCCAAGAGCACAGUAGGACAAGCCCAAAUACACAAACACAUUUCAAGCCUCUGCUUUGGUCACUUCCACUAACAUCUGCUUGGCCAGUACAAGUGGAUGGCCAAACCCAAAGUUAA